This is a messenger RNA of Cyanistes caeruleus (blue tit), 10290 nucleotides long. Lineage: Eukaryota; Metazoa; Chordata; Aves; Passeriformes; Paridae. The record is from RefSeq and is a predicted model, not a curated record.
UUAUUUUAUGGCAAGAAGGGAAAAUACUUCUGUGUAGUUUAAAAUGAAGCUAGAAGAGUUUAUGUAGAGGAGAGGAUUCUAUGGAUUCCUGUGAUAACAGGGAGGCUGUAGCCAGUGUGAACUGGAAAGGGGUAGCAUACCCUUGGGGUAGAUUACUCAAAUACUGCACUACCAUAAUAAUUGUUAUCAUAAGAGUAAAUGCACUUCUCUCCAUGUCCUAUUUAGUAAAGAAAUGGCUGAGCUUCUGCUGCAAAAAACCCAUGUUUUAAAUAGUUGCCUACAGUCUACUGCAACAUCAUUUAAAAUUAAUCCUUUGGAGUAAGCCUUUCUGGGGCAGGAAAACAAGACGUCACUAAGUUCACCUUGACUAAGUCUGUAGCAAGGACUGCUAAUUCCCGUUUUCCAAGUUGUCACAAGCCAUGUCAGUAUUCCUUACAGUGCAAGGGUCUGCACUGGGAGAAGUUCACUGGACCAAUAACUACCAAUAAUUGUGGUGGGUGAAUGUUGUAGAAACAUGGUACAUAAAAUCAGAUAGGUAAGGGAGAGAGCUGUGAGAAUGUCUGGAACAGGACUGGCCAGGUGGGCUUUGAGAAGAUGCAAGAUUAACCAUUUAGAGCCACAAGGACUUGGGAUAGGUCAAAACAAGACUAGUUGUUGCAUGAUGUUAAAUGUAACACACUUAAUAGCAUUUUAUUUAGGAAUAAGUAACUCUAAUUGCCAGUUACUCAUCAUAUUGGUAUCACUUGCAGUGGGGUAGACCAAACAUUUCUUUGACCUAAAGACAGAUCUUCUUUUCUCCUGAGGACUUGUAUAUGUGAUGAAAAUGUUCUGUGUACAGUCAGGGUUAAAAAGUGAAUUGGGGCUGGAACAACUAGAUUUCUUUGUGUCAUGUUCAUGUUUGGGGCUGUGGCUCUAGGAGGUACAGCAAUAGUCACAGUGAUGAUUCAGCAGAGAUAGAACAGGCCUGUUUAUGAAUGGGCUGUCUACAGGGAAAACUGCUGUAUAUAAAGGUGCUUAGAUGGUUAAAGUGUUACAUGAAACCCCCCUUUUUAGAGAAUUACUCCAGGUUUUCUUGAUAUGGCAGCUGAUCAUUUUGGUCAAGAGGCUCUAAACAUUGCUCAUUUGAGUCUGGUAUGUCAUUAAUAUAAAUGAGCUUGUGGCAAUACCAGCAAGUAGUUGUGUUGAGUGUGUAGAAAUAUACUAAAAUAUUGCUUGAAGGGAUUACAUUUUAUACAAAGUAUCUUAGCUUAAGAGGUGACUUGAGGGAAAACAAAAUCAUUGAAAUAUCCCCUUCCCAGCUUCCUGAGGUGUAAAUGAGAGGACUUCAAAAGCAAGGCAUGAGCAAUGGCUGAGGACAGCAUUGUUGGGCUGUGAGUAACUGCAGGCGGGUAAGAAGUUGGGGUGUGAACAGUGAAGCCCUUUGGGCCCUGGCAGCUGAAGUACACAUUUUGUUUGCUUCACAUUGGGAGAACUGUUGUGCUUUGUGCAUUCUGUGCACAAACUGUGCUUGUGUUUGAUGUAACCUGUGUAAACAUGAUGAGCUGGAGAUCUGCCCAAAGAGGCAGUUGGGAAGUGACUGGUGUGAAAUCAACCUUCCACUACUGACUGUGCUCACUAUCCUCAUGCUAAGGAAAAUCAGGUGCAGAGUUCAAACAGGGCAUGGUCUCAUUUCUUCCCUCAAAAAUCAUCUUAGGGAUGCCAUCAUGGCUGUAACUGGCACUGGGGACUAUGUUUGGCCUCUGGUUCAGUCUCGGGAUAGAAGAUUUUAAAUAGUUCACUUAAAAUUUUUUGCUUAGACAGAUAUCUGAUGCUUCCACUGAGACCCUUUUAGAUGGGGUAUGUGUAGAAGUAUGUGGUUUGUCUAGUUUCCAUGCCUGUGUCCUCAGUAGGAUGGGAUUCUAUGUGGUUGAACAAUCUGGACAAUCCCACUAAUAUGUCCUUCUUAUAUGUACUUUUGAUGUCCUCUUUGAGCAAGUUGUGUUGCUUUCUUCUAGGUACAUGUGAGGGUCAGUGAGACAGCUCACAUGGAAAGCCUGGAUAGAUUGGUCACUUAGUGUUUGGAGGGUCAGAAUUAGCAUACCAGUUAUAAGUGAGAUUUGGUUUAUGAUCUAAAUUAAGUGGCAGAGCAUACUUGGCAUUUUUCAUUUUAUUACAAGUAAACUAAAUAGUGCUAACAGAAUUCCAGCAUCAAGGAAAUGUUGUGUUUCAGUGACUAAUCUUAAUGGAGCUUCACAUACUGUGCUACUAACAAGUAAAACCACAUUGAAUCAGCAGUCUAGGGUAGUAUCUGUAUGGAAAUUUUUUUUGGCUCAAAUAACAGGAAACAUGGGACAGGAAGUGUCUUGGUAAAAGUAAAUAAAUAGUACAGUACCACAACUCCACAGAGCUUGUAAUUGCACCUGGAAAUUUUGAUGGGGUAUUUGUAAAGUGGCAUCCGCAGAGGGCCAUUUGAAAAAGCUCCAUGUGAACUUUCAAAUCACAUAGGGAAGUGCCUCCAACUCAUUCAGAUGUGUAAACUCAGUGAGCCAUAGUUGGUGUGUAUUCUGAAUAUUGUCUUGAAUAUGCAAACCUGUAGAAUUGUCAACUUGUCAACUGAUUCUUUUUCAGGAUGGAAAACUUAAUGCACCAAUAAGGAAGGGUUUGAAAACUUCACAGAAAUUCUACUGCUGUCCUAUUGAAGGCUGCCCUAGAGGACCAAACAGACCAUUUUCCCAAUUUUCUCUUGUAAAACAGCACUUUAUGAAAAUGCAUGCUGAAAAGAAGCACAAAUGUGAUAAAUGUAGUAACUCCUAUGGCACAGAAUGGUAUUUGAAACGCCAUAUAGAGGUCUGUGGCAAGACUUUCCAGUGUACUUGUGGGUGCCCUUAUGCCAGCAGAACAGCAUUACUGUCUCACAUUUACAGAACUGGCCAUGAAAUUCCUGCAGAACACAGGGAUCCUCCUAGUAAGAAAAGGAAAAUGGAAACCUCCCUACAUAAUCAGCAGUUGGCAGAGAAAGCGAACGAAGCAUUCGGUAAUACACACAGUACUGCUCCUGGCACUCAGGAAUUGGAGUCCUCUGAAGUGAAAGUAGCGGCCUCUCUUGAAGGCUCCUGCAGUUCUAACUUCACAAACCAAAUGCAGCCAAAAUGUGCACCAAAGAUGCUUUUACCCAAGCCCAAGGUGGCUUUGGUUAAACUUCCAGUGAUGCAGGUUGCUCACUUGCCUGUGUAUGUAUCUGCAACAGACUCUUCUGUCAAACCUGCUGUAGUGGCUGUUGAUAAUCAAGGUUCAGUUGUAAGUACAGUUCAUUUAUUGCCUCAAUCUAUAGGAAUUCUGAUUCCAGCCCUGGAGGCAGAAACACUUGUAUUUAAAGACAGUAUGCCUGUUUCAAAAGUGACGACUUCUGGUGAUCGUGAACCAGUAAGUACUGGUGUACAAGUUGAAUUGGACAAGGUUACAUCAAAUAACACAGGGCAAGAGCUGGGGAAUGUUUGUCACAAGAGCAAAAUUUCUUCAAUAAAUAUACAGACUGACUUAUCUUAUAUCUCACAGAGCUUUGUACCAGCUGCAGCCUGGACUCCCAAUUCUUCUGUGUCCUCUUGUUCUCAGACAGAUCUGUCAUUCAGUUCCCAGGUUUCAUUACCCAUCAGCGUACAGACACAGACGCUGCUGCCUGCUUCCAAACUGACUUCAUCCAUAGCUGCUCAGACUGAUGCUUUCAGUCAGGGCUGUUUUCCAGCAUGUGGCAUUUCCAGAGAGACCCAAACCAGUAGGACACAGGACUGUAUUGAUGGAAGAGUACAGAUGGACCAGGCUGUAAUGUGCAGCAACAUUUUUGACAACGUUCCUUCAUCAUAUAAUGUUUCUACUCACAUUGAACUUCCAGAAAACAAUUUAAUGCCUGCAAAUAUAGAUCAAACUUUGCUGCAAAGAAGUAGUUGCAAGAGCCUGAAUCAGGAUACAGUUAAGUCUGAAUCCCUUAUCAGCUUCAAUGCACAGACUAAUAUACUUCCACCUCAAAAUACAACAGAUAAUCAAACCCAGACAAUGGACCUGUUAAGUGAUCUGGAAAACAUCUUUUCAGGAAACAUGUCUGGCCAGACACUGGAUAAUCGUGGCCUUUUGUCUGAGACAAGUUCUAAUGCUGACACACAUCUUCCAUCUGGUCCAUCACAGAGCACGGGGAUAGACUUUGACAUUGAAGAGUUCUUUUCAGCAUCCAAUAUCCAGACUCAGACUGAAGAGAGUGAGCUUGGUACCCUGAACUCUGAGCCAGUUUUGGAGUCGCUAGACAUUGAAACUCAGACUGAUUUCUUAUUUUCAGAUAGUGCCACUCAAUCAUACAACUGCCGAGGCAAUUCUAACUUCUUAGGUUUGGAGAUGUUUGAUACACAGACACAGACAGACUUGAAUUUCUUUUUGGACAGUACUACCCACCUGCCUUUAGGAAGUAUUCUGAAACAGUCCAGUUUCUCGAUGAGCACUGACUCAUCUGAUACAGAAACCCAGACAGAAGUAUAUAUGGCUACUAAAAAUACACCUACUCAGAAUAUUGAAAGCAAAGUCCAGCUCAGUAGUGCUGAGACACAGACUAUGGAUAGCUGCUUUGAGAAUCUGGGGAGUUUAUUCCUCACCAGCAAUGAAACACAGACAGCAAUGGAUGACUUCCUUCUGGCUGACUUAGCCUGGAAUACAAUGGAGUCCCAGUUCAGUUCAGUAGAAACACAGACCUGUGAAGAGCUGUGCUCCUUGUUCCAGAGCUCUGAUAAGCCCAGCCACUGAGUGCUACGUAAUAUAACUGUUUCCUGUGGUUUGAAUUUAACUUAUUGGGGUGGGAGAGAUGGCUUUACCAAGUGAUCCACUUAGCAUUAUUGAAUGUACUUGUCAUGAGCAGUUGACCUAAGAGACUUUUCAUGCUGAAGGUACUCUAUGAAUAUGUAACUUUACAUAAACUAUGUGUGUAUAAAUAGAGGGGAAAGGGGGGGCUGUAACAGGUUAAUGUACAUUUGAACCUUAAAGAAUUAUGUGGUGCCUAUGUUUUUCCUCAAACUUCUUUACGAAGCUGUUACUGCUUUCAUCUAAGUGGAAGAAAUUUUAAAGUUGUUCUCUGUAUCUCUCUCUGUUCCUGGCUUACAUGCAGGGUUCCAAUGUGCUGGACCAAAACCCUGACCUGUUCAAUUGAGAUGCUUCCCUGAACUUACGGGGGAGGAUUCUAUUAGUGUAAGCUACUUCUGUUUACUUUUUUUAGUAGCUUGUAUUUUAAAUCCGGCAUGAACAUAAUCAGCCGUAUUGUCUUUUACUUUAUGCCUUCACAGCUCUUUCUCCUGCAUAAGCUGACAAAUACCUGUCCAACACACUAGUCACAUAGAGAUUCUUGAAUUGCUGAAAAUAUUUAUUAUUAAAAAUGUGUGUAGAAAGCAGUAUUUUUUUUCCCCUGAGUGGCACUGAUGCUCUUUGAAAGGUAGGAAAAGAAUUUGGAAGUCGUAAUCAUAGGGAAAAUUAGUAUGUCGUCCUUUUAGCUAGUGUAAUAAAUGGGACUAACAUUUUUAGAGUCUUCAGAAGGGAUUUGCUUUAAUUAUUUCUCUCUGUAAGAUGCAAAUGUUACAAGGUGUGUGCCUCAGAGACUGGAAUCAUUUGGUUUUGCUGAAAUUCUCCUAGCUUUAUUGAGAUACAAGUUGAGAAAUGAUACAGUGGUUAACUACCUUAAGAGAAAUCUUUAAAAAUGGGCAAUUAAAUUCUUUAAAACACUCACCUUGACUCCUGUUUUUGGACUUCCUGCUUCCAAAAACAAUUGGAAUCCAUACAGCAGAGCUGGGAGAUCAGCUCACAGAAGCCCUUCCAGAGCAGCUCUAUCUUGCUUUUGCACUUUGCUCUGCAGCCCUCAGUUCCUGCAGCUCUUACAAAUUCCCUGCAUAUAGUGAAAAUCACACAAACUGAUUUUUCAAAGAAGAACAUAUGACUUCUUGGCACCUUUUUUUUAAUGCUUAGGUUUCCCCUCUUGCCCCUGUUUGUGAUAUUUUUCAUUUACAUUAAGCAAGUUGUGAAUGUAUGUUGGAAUUUGGCCUUAAGUAAUUUUUAUCUCUUACUAUAAUAUCUGUGAACUGUAGGCCUCUGGUUUUGUACUGGACAGGUUUUAGUUUCUGUAACCUUAAGGGAAAACUCUUUGUGUCAAAUUCAUGGGCCUGUAACAGACUUUACUCCUCCAUUGUUGGAGGGGGGGUAUUGGCUGCAUAUUUACUGUGCAGCCCAGCAGCAAAUGUAUGUCCAAGCCUUAGGUUCUGAGGACUCCCUAUGCUUUGUGCUGCAUAUUCUCAGUUCAAAGAUGUGGGAGUUAAGUUACUCAUCCAUUGCAGCCAGCUUGUUUUUUAUUGCAGAUGAGCAAUACCUUUCUAUUUUCCUUUUUUUUCCUUUGUCUUUUCCUAAUAUUCUUUAUAUUGCCAUGUUGAGUGUCUUUACCUUUAUUGAAAUAAUCUCUUUAGGUUAAUCCUGAAACUCACAUUUUCUUUCUGAAACCUCAUCUGUGUUGCCUGUUUGAUUUUUCAACAUUUCUAGGUAUGAUUUCAGACACUUGCAGUCUGGAUGAAGAAACUGCAGAGCAGAAUCUUGCAGUUCCUCAGGAGAAAGUAACUCCGCUGUGGGGAAUGCCCCCAGGUUUCACAAUGUCUGUAGAAUUCUCAUCUGAAGGGUGGGAUAUAUUUAAAAAAGGAAGGCCUCACUUGUAAUUUUGUUUCUUGUGAAGAUAUGACUGACUCAUAUUUACCUGCCUACUUUGAAAUUGAGAGAUAAGAUAAAGAACAACAUUAGGUUAAUUUAUUCUAUUGCAAUGUCUUUCUAGUAGUGUUGCAACUUCUCAUUUUAAAGUGUUUUUCCUUCUCCUUUCUUCCCCUGGCUAAAUACCAGAGAGCACUUCUUCAUACACUGAUUUCUGUGUUUCCCAUGUGCAAGUUGUCUGUACUGACAUGUAAAAGAGAGCAGUUCCUAUGAACCUGGUUUGGAAAAAGGGUCUUUUCCACAGCUAUAGAAGCUGUUCAUUACCUCUGAAUUUAGAACAUCAGUCUUUAAUCUGCAAGAGAAGGAGUCUUGGGUGCUGAGGAGCAGAAUUACUGAUGGGUUUGAAUUUUAGUCAUCUGAGAGACCAGUGAGGUUUAAAGUACUUUGAAACUAAUUUACAAAUUAGAGUGGUAAUUGCAAUGUUGUUGUGUAAGCCAAAGCUCUUAGCAUCCAGGACUGUCAGGAAAAGACCCAAAAGUUUGUGUGGAUGAAAUCUUACAAUGUAAUAAUUACCCAGUUAUUGUACUUUGUAAUUAAAAGUGUUUUGGAGCUUUGUGUGUUUUAUUAGAACAUGCAAAUCACAAUCCUUUCACUCAUUCUAUUGGUUUCAAACAGUUUGGACUUUAAUUAGGAGAACACAGUACAACAACAUGAAGUCAUUUAUUAAAAGUGCAAUGUUAAAAAAUUGUUAAAUGUGUGCACUGUCUUAGGAAAGACAAAGUUAACUUCUGAGCAAAAUUAACUUCUUUCUUCACUAAUUUGGUUCUCCAUAAGUUAUUCAUAAAAGUGAAAAACAGGUUUGUGUCAUGUAUGUCUGGCAUAUGUCACUCAGUCUGGAUUUAUUAAGUAUUUUUAUGAAAAUGUGGAGACUGCAGCCAGACUUCAUAGCUUGGUGAAUCCCACACAAAACUUCAUCUAAUCUGAUCUAAAACGCUAUUGCUGAAUAUUACAAAUUUUUCACAUUUAAACAAAUUCUUGAAAAAGGCUGAUUUUUUUAUUUUUGCCUUCAUUAUAAGAUAAGCUUCAGACACCACUAUUUCUGGGUAGAACUAAAAUACUUAUCUCCCUUUUUCUGCAGUUAUCUCUGAUCUGAUUUUCAAGGCACUGUAUUGUAAGUAUUGGUCAGCAGUGACUUUUACUAUCUCUUUUUUGUAUCCUCUAUUGCCAUUAGAGCUGAUACACAGAAAGUAACAUCAGAUUCUCUGUAGCCUCUUAGCACAAUUUUUAUCUGGAAGUGAUACUAAUGUUAGGUGUACUUACCCUUUGUGUUUCCUGCUUAAUUCUGUUAAGCUGUGGUUGCUGAAUCUUGAUCUGGAUGCCUGUGUAACAUUAUUAUAAAACUGAAUAAGUACUUUCGUAGUUUCAUUUGUGCUUUUCUUUAAUAUAUAAAGAGUCAAACAAAGGAAAAAGCAGAUUUGGGACUUGAAUUCUGUGAGAAUAUAAGCACAAAUAAGCUGAAAAAUGAAAGGUCUGUCAUGUUACCUUCCGUAUUUGUUUGUCAGAAUGCUAAAAGUUUGUCUGACAGUAGAUGUUUCUUCUUCUUAUGGCUUUAUUUGUGUCUAUUUCUCCUAAUACACCUGUAAAUACUAUCUGCUGUGUGUAAGGGAGGGAGUCCUCCCCAAAACUUUGUGUUGGCCUAGAAAAAUUGGUAGUUUUAAGUCAAUUUGUUAAUGCUAUAUAUUCUUAGUUAUGCAAAGCUGCUUGUAUCUAGAAAAUUCUCACUUCCAAAGGAUAUGAAAGCAUUAAAAAAAUGUAUAUAUGCUUGCAGCUGUAAAUUAAACAGCUGCAAAAGAAACUUUGUGAAACCUUAUUUAGUUUUGAACAACUUGAUCAGUGUCUGUAACUUAAUGUAUGUAACUAACUCCUUACAAAUCUUUAUUUCAAGGCACAAUAGACCGUUUUUUGCUGUUGGAAACGAGAGGCUGAAUUUCCCUGUUAGUCAUAUGGACCCCAGCUGUGUAGGGGCAACAAAACAAAGAACGAUGGCUGCCUUCCACUGUUCUAAAUCCUUAUGCUGCUAAGAUGUGAAUUGAUUUUUUUGUGAGGCCGGAUAGAAACAGAAGAGCUGGCACUACUGGGGGCUUAGGGGGCUAGAGGGGGUUUAAUAGCCUUUUAAAUAUAGGGAAAGUUAAUAGAACUGAUACUGAAUCAACAUAGGGUGCUCAACUUGCAAAAGAACAUGUUCCUGAAAUGGCAGCUCGGAGGUGAACCAAAUGUACUUGCCUUUAUCAUUAAGGUUGUACAGUUUCCUUUGCUUUAAUAUAUUUCUGACAUGUGCUGAUUUUUUUAAACAUGAUCUUAAUGUACCAUUUACUGUUCCAAAUACAUUCACACCAAACUGUUGGUAACGUUCUGGGCCUUGCAAGCUUUUUCAUUCAUUUGGUUUAAGGUGCUGCUUGCUAUGCUUGUGUCCUGGUGGGGUGGGCCUCCUGUACCCAGGCUGCCAUUGACAGCAGGAGCACUGUGAGGAUACGGCUGUUUAAUGGUAGCAAACCAGUGCAUGGUGCAAUCAUGCAUCUUCUGUUUCUUUUGUAGCUGUUUUUUUAAGGGUUGAUGUGAAUUUAAAUGUGUAUGAAAAGGACUUGCUGCUUAGAACAUGACUGAAUUCUCUUGUUUCAAGUGCCAUUGCUAUGCAAUGAACCGAACUCAGCACUCAGCUCCGCAGUGAGGGUGAGGGAAUGUUUGUUUGUGUGUGUGACUCUUCACUGAAAAUGUAACCAGACUGCCUGAAACGGUGGAAAUUCCUCAAGGAACUGCCGGGUUAAAUAACAGAAGUCCCUUUACUUUUGACCAUUUUUCAUAUGCUGGCUUUAUGGUACCUUCAGCUAGCAAUGGAAUAUAAUAGAUGGCUUGUGGUGGUGUCAGCUCUACAUUUCGCAACAUCCAGUACUUAACAUGCUUCAAGCACCUGCAUGCAGAGCCAGAUUGACUGUACCUCUACCUACAGACAUUUGCAAGUGCAUCUGUGAUAAAGCUAGAUAUGAAAGAUGGCCAUAUCUUUACGUCUUAAAGACUUCAACACCUGAUUACAAUCUCAUUUAAAUUUGUAAUUAUUUGGAAUGAAUGAGUAAUAAAUCUCAUGGAUGAGUCUUUCCCAAAGCGUGUGUGAGUUAAUCUCAGCAAGGCUGAGAAAUGUCCUUAAAAUAAUUUUCUUGUCAUUACUGAUAGGAUUUUUUUUAUUUAGUGGACAAAUGUAGUUUUCAAAGGAUGUUCAUGUUUAAUUCUUGCUAUUUAAGCCAGUAAACUUGCAGUGACCAGACAAAAUCAAGCGUUCAUUUCUUAGACCUAUUUUACAAGUGACAAUCCCAAAGAAGGAAUGUUGUCCUAGUAACUGUGAAACUUGUAAUUACAUUAUUGCAUGCAGAGAAAAUCUUGUGCCAAAAUACUGUUCCCUCUUUCCCUCUGUUGGAAACCGAAGUGUUACACAAAGCUACUAGUAAGUUAUUCACAAGUAUUGAAACGUUUUGUUCACAAAUGAAGCACUUAUUCAGUCCUGUAAAUUAUACAUAUUUUGGAAUAAAGUUAACUUCAAUCAUU